UUCGCGCUGAUUGGUCAGUUUUUCCCGCCCUUCAAUUGGAUUGGUUCCUUACCCGGAAGUAGGCGUGGUAUCCGCGCAUGGUCGUGAUGGCGGGCGGCGUGUCCGGGAGAACGGAUCCGUUCCCCGGGCCGGCGCCGGUGCCGCGGCCCAGAGUGAAGCGGUUCCUGAGGGGCGCGGAGGAGAAAGCGCCCCGCGCCGUCGCCCCCCGGCUCCGCUGGCACCUGAAAAAUUUGGAAAAUCGGGAAAAUUCGGCAGCAGAAAAAGCAGCGAGAUGGGAACCCCUCCUGCCCGAGGAGCCGGGGUUUUUGGAGCCGGAUCCGGGCGAGGAUCCCGCCCGGAUCUCGCAGAGGGAAAUCGCCGAAUCCGUGGAUAUCGCCAGCGCCAGCAAGCACUUUGAGCUGCGCCUGGAGCAGUUCGGGCCCUACAGGCUGGACUACGCCCGCACCGGCAGGCAGCUGUUACUGGGAGGUCUCCGGGGUCACGUGGCCGCCCUGGACUGGGCCCAGCGGCGCCUCCUGAGCGAGUUCAGCGUCGGGGAGAGCCUGAGAGACCUGCGCUGGCUUCACUCCGAGUCUCUCCUGGCCGUCGCCCAGCGCCGUUGGCUCCACGUCUACGACAACCAAGGCUUGGAAAUCCACGUCCUCCGCAAUUUCCCGGGAAUUCUGCGCCUGGAAUUCCUUCCCUACCACUUCCUGCUCGCUGCCGUGAGCGAGCUGGGGCUGUUGCAUUUCCUGGACAUCUCGGUGGGUCGGGAAGUGGCCGCGCUCCGGACCCGGAACGGCCGCGCCGGCGCCAUGGCCCAGAACCCGGCCAGCGGCGUCAUCCACCUCGGCCACGCCAACGGAACCGUUUCCCUCUGGACUCCCAACAUUCCCGAGCCCGUGGUUCGGCUCCUGGCCCAUCGCGGAUCCGUGCGCGGCCUCGCCGUCGACGCCUCGGGAAGCCUGAUGGCCACGUCGGGUUUGGACCGGAAGAUCCGGAUUUUUGACCUUCGGAAUUUCGGGAUCCUGCAGGAAUGGGGGGUCCCAACAGGAGCUGCACACCUGGAAUUCAGCCAGAGGGGGCUCCUGGCCAGCGCCUGCGGGGACCUGGUGCAGGUUUAUUCCCGGGUGGAUUCCGGGUCCCUCCCGAGGCCGUUCCUGCAGCACCGAACCCCAAAUUCCCUCCAAGGGCUCCGGUUCUGCCCCUUCGAGGACGUCCUGGGCGCUGGCCACGGGCAAGGAUUCACCAGCAUCCUGGUGCCAGGGGCGGGGGAGCCGAAUUUGGACGCUUUGGAGAACAAUCCCUUCCGGAGCCGCCGGCAGCGCCAGGAGUGGGAAGUGAAAGCGCUGCUGGAAAAGAUCCCGUGGGAGCUGCUGACCCCGGAGCCGUCGCUGCUCUCGCGCGUGGACGAGGCCGGGCUGGAGCAGAAACGCCAGGAGAGGAUCCAGCGCCUGGGAUUCGACCCCGAUUCCAAACCCAAAUUCCGACCCCGGAAGCGCCACAAGGGGAGGGACCCCGAGCACCGGCGGCGUCAGGUGGCUCACCAGGAACUGAGGGCCCGGAUCCGGCAGAGUUUGGAGCAGAAGGAGAAAAACGAGGAGCGGGAACCCCCCAGAAAAAGGAGGAAAAAGGAAAGAGAAAACGGGGAAAAAAUGGGAAAAAUCCUCCCAAAAACCGGGAAAAAACCAGGAAAAAUUCUCCCAAAAUCUGUGGAAAAAAUGGCAGGAAAAUCCCCAAAAUCCAUGGAAAAAACAGCGGGAAAAUCCCCCAAAUUCAUGGAAAAAACAGCAGGAAAAUCCCCAAAAUCCGUGGAAAAAACGGGAGAGAUCCUUCAAAAAAAUGGUGGAAAAAUUAUGGAAAAAUCCAAAAAAAACGGAGAAAAAAUGGGAGAAAAAUCCCAAAAAAUUGGGGAAAAAAACUUGGAAAAAUCAAAAAAAAUUUUGGAAAAAGUGGGAGAAAAAUCCCAAAAAAUCAUGGAAAAAAUGGAAGAAAAAUCCUCAAAAUCUGGGAAAAAAAACCUGGAAAAAUCCCCAAAAACUGGGAAAAAAACAGCGGAAAAAUCCCAAAAAAAAGUGGGAAAAACGAGGGGAAAGCCCAAAAAUCCCGGGAAAGGGAAGGAGGGGAUUCCUGGCCGGAAUUUGGGGGGAUUUUCCCAAAAAAGGGGAGCCCUGGAAAGGUUCAGGAAAUAAAAUUUUGGGAGCGGCGAUUUUGGGGUGUCUGGAGGGG
This is a messenger RNA of Poecile atricapillus (Black-capped chickadee), 2208 nucleotides long. It is a transcript of the gene WDR46, whose product is annotated as WD repeat domain 46. The record is from RefSeq and is a predicted model, not a curated record. Gene Ontology annotation, biological process: maturation of SSU-rRNA from tricistronic rRNA transcript (SSU-rRNA, 5.8S rRNA, LSU-rRNA). Gene Ontology annotation, cellular component: 90S preribosome; nucleolus; small-subunit processome. The transcript is spliced from 15 exons. NCBI's taxonomy places the organism in Eukaryota, Metazoa, Chordata, Aves, Passeriformes, Paridae. The coding region runs from base 78 to 2171 and encodes 697 amino acids. Gene Ontology annotation, molecular function: protein binding.